CCAUUGUACGCAUUCAGUAAGCCGCCAAAUGAGAACAGCGCGCUGUAUAAUCCGUGUAAUACUGGGGCACUUUGUGCGGGAGUGACGGGGAUGAAGUGGUUAAUGACUCCGCAGGCUGGCCCCGCCCCUCCCUUCUCUGCCAGUAACGUCCCGUUAUACAGUCCGCCUGCUUUCAGGAGCUCCUUUAUCCUACCCAGCGCCUCCUGCACGCAUCACUAUAGAGCCUGAGCCCGCGGAGACAGGGAGAGGGACCACCGCACCACAACAACAGGGGGGAGCCGCAGACAAGUUGGCGGAGCGCACCAUCCAACAGGGGAGCCGCGAUGUCCGUGCCCGUGCCGCACAACGGAGUGCUGGAGGAUAAGGACAACCUCAUAGAACUCUUCGUCAAGGCUGGGAGCGAUGGGGAGAGCAUUGGGAAUUGCCCUUUCUCGCAGAGACUUUUUAUGAUCUUGUGGCUGAAAGGAGUCGUGUUCAAUGUGACAACAGUUGACUUAAAGAGAAAACCAGCAGACUUACAAAAUCUUGCACCUGGAACACACCCGCCGUUUAUAACCUACAACCACGAAGUAAAGACCGAUGUUAAUAAAAUAGAGGAGUUUUUGGAAGAAGUGCUCUCCCCUCCAAAAUACCGCAAGUUGGCAGCAAAGCACCCAGAAUCUAACACAGCUGGCAUGGAUAUAUUUGCCAAGUUUUCAGCAUAUAUCAAGAACUCUCGACCAGAUGCCAAUGAAGCACUAGAAAGAGGAUUACUGAAAACGCUGCAGAAGCUUGAUGACUACAUGAACUCCCCAUUGCCUGAUGAAAUCGAUGAGAAUAGUAUUGAGGAUGUUACAGUUUCCAACCGGAAAUUUUUAGAUGGUGAUGAUAUGACUUUAGCAGACUGUAACCUUUUGCCAAAGCUUCAUAUUGUAAAGGUGGUGACCAAAAAAUACAGAAACUUUGAUAUUCCAAAAUCGAUGACUGGGAUCUGGAGAUAUUUGAGCAACGCAUACAGCAGAGAUGAGUUCAUCAACACUUGUCCAUGUGACCGAGAGAUAGAAAUAGCAUAUGCAGAUGUAGCCAAAAGGCUUACCAAAUGAACUGUGCUUUGUAACCAGAUUUGGCCUUAACAUUCUCAUGGGAAAAAUGGUUUUGGUUUUUGUCUUGUUUUUAAUUUAUUUUUUUUCCCUUCAAAACAUUAAUCCAAUCCCAGUGCAAAGCAAGGCCUGAAAGAUGCAGAAUAAAGCCAUUAUUUUAAUUUUACUUCCCAUUUUGACACAAAAGGUUUUUCUUGUGAUCAAAGCUUUUAAGUUAAGUAGAUAAAAACUAGUUGCAAAGAAUUGUAAACUCACAGAGAAAGCCAUGAGGACCUGGAUAAGUAAGGCUGCAUUCAAACCUUGUUUUUACGUUACGGGUGCCGGAUCCAGCUGGGGGAGGGGCAAACCGGGCU
This is a messenger RNA of Hyla sarda, 1432 nucleotides long. It is a transcript of the gene CLIC4, whose product is annotated as chloride intracellular channel 4. The coding region runs from base 324 to 1082 and encodes 252 amino acids. Lineage: Eukaryota; Metazoa; Chordata; Amphibia; Anura; Hylidae. The transcript has 6 exons. The record is from RefSeq and is a predicted model, not a curated record.